CAGGGAAGGGCUCCUGAUUUGCUCCAGCUUGGGGAGUGCAGGUCAAUCGUCUGGAGAAGGGAGCAGCUGCAGCCCAGGAAGGAUGGGAAUGUUGCUACGAGCAGCCGUGCUCCUGAGUUCCCUUCUCCUCUGCAGCGCUUUUUUGGACCUGAGUGGCCCCAGAGAGAUCAAAGCUGUAUGGAAGGGAUCUGUCACUCUGCCAUGUACCUACGUGCCUGUGGAAGACCUUGUGCAGCAAAGCCUCACCUGGUCUGUGGUGCAUGACCAGAGUUCAGGCACCAUCUUUCGCAGAGAUGGCUCUGAGGACCAUGUGCUCCUGUCUGAGUACAGGGCCAGGGUCAGUGUCCCAAAGGACACCCCAGGGAACGUGUCUCUCGUCAUCCUGAACCUGGAGAUCACUGACAGGGGAACCUACACUUGCCAGGUCACCUGGAGAGCCGGGAAUAACAGCCUGAUAGCAAAGGAGAUCACGACAAAAGUGGAGGUUGUUAAAGUGGCAGCCACCAAGCCCAUCAUCAGGGUUGGCGAGCUGGGGCUGACAGUCCCGGCCGGAGCCAGCACCAGCCUGACGUGCGAGGCCAGCGGGUCCCCCCCCAUCAGCUACCACUGGUUCCGGAGCAUCCCGGGGGGGAAAGUCCCGCUCCAGAGCAGCGGGGCCGAGCUGGUGUGGGACAACCUGCAGCCCUCUGACAGUGGGAUGUAUUUCUGCGAGGCAGCAAACAGGGUUGGGGCCGGAGUGGCCCAACAGAGCGACGUCGUGGAGCUGACAGUGACAGAUCUGCCCACAACAACAGCAGCCUUGUGGAGGGAUGUGGGAACCCCAGGGAGACACCACCUAAUCACAGAUCUGCCCAUAACAGUGACUGCAGUGACUUCUGAGAGUGGUGUGGGAUAUCCAGAGAAGAACUACACAACUCAGGAUUUCCAGAGGACCGGCCUGUCCCUGCACCUGGUCAUCCUGAUUGCUGUGGUGUGCGGUGCUGUGGUUUUCCUCAUCAUCUUUCUUAUCACUUGGAUUAGAAGGCCCAAAGAUGCUCAAGCCUAUGACGUAAAAUUCCAUAACUCGAGAGCAGCAGCUUCUUCAAGGCAUGAAAGCACAGGGCACUAUGAGGAACCCAUCUCCUUUACUGAAAACAACUAUGUGAUGGAGCCCCUGGAAAACAAAAGUGUUGAAGAAGUAAAUAAGAAUGCAUCUGAGUGUGUUGAAAACCGCCAGGAAUAUGAGUAUGAAGUAGGGGAUACUUCCUAAGAACCAGCAGUGCUCUGCAGGUACCAGUCCCGAAGAGCACCUUCACCCAGGCAAAAUUUAUCUUUCUUUUACCUUUGCCUCUGAAAAAUAGGUUGGACAUGCAGUGGUUGCUCUUCCUUCACAAUCCCUGCAGUGAAAAUGCACACCUCUUCAGGAACUUCAGUUACAGACUGCUGUAGAGAACUUCUGAUUUUGCUUUCCUUGGUUCCCUU
Empidonax traillii (willow flycatcher) is the source of this 1461-nucleotide messenger RNA. Its product is annotated as V-set and immunoglobulin domain-containing protein 4-like. Gene Ontology annotation, molecular function: complement component C3b binding. The record is from RefSeq and is a predicted model, not a curated record. Bases 83 to 1249 code for a protein of 388 amino acids. The transcript has 9 exons. NCBI's taxonomy places the organism in Eukaryota, Metazoa, Chordata, Aves, Passeriformes, Tyrannidae. Gene Ontology annotation, biological process: negative regulation of interleukin-2 production; negative regulation of complement activation, alternative pathway; negative regulation of macrophage activation.